GUGAAGAAGGAGAAGCUCAGUUUUCCGGACAGUGUUAGGAAACGUGGCCUUAUGAGAGAAAAAACGCCGCAGAAAUCGGAUGAGAAUCGUGUUAGUGUCCGGUCCUCCACACUCUGUCCUUCUCUCUCCCUCUCUUCUCCAGCUCCGGGUUUAUUUUCCUCUCAGUGAUGGCUGAUGUGGAGCAGGGUUCCGCUUUACCGCCGCUGGACGGCCUGAACAGCACCGAGAACGGAACUGACACCGGGAACGGCACCGCGGCCCGGUUCGUGGCUACAGCCGAGGGGACAGCGCUGGCGUACGGCAGUCUGGUGCUCAUGGCCCUGCUGCCCAUCUUCUUCGGAGCUCUGAGAUCCGUCAGCACCUCCAAGAGCAAGAACUCCUCAGACAUGCCGGAGACCAUCACUAGCAGAGACGCUGCUCGUUUCCCCAUCAUCGCCAGCUGCACUCUGUUCGGACUCUAUCUUUUCUUCAAGAUUUUCUCCCAAGAAUACAUCAACUUACUGUUGUCUAUGUACUUCUUCGUUCUGGGGAUCUUAGCUCUGUCACACACACUGAGGUGAGAGAGAGAGACAGAGAGAGAGAGUGUGUGUGUGUGUGUGUAUGAGGUGUAUGGUGUGUGUAUGUGU
Molecule: messenger RNA, 626 nt
Organism: Hemibagrus wyckioides
Lineage: Eukaryota; Metazoa; Chordata; Actinopteri; Siluriformes; Bagridae
Product: minor histocompatibility antigen H13-like
Exons: 3
Coding region: 168-560 (130 amino acids)
Biological process (GO): membrane protein proteolysis
Cellular component (GO): lumenal side of endoplasmic reticulum membrane; cytoplasmic side of endoplasmic reticulum membrane; membrane
Molecular function (GO): aspartic endopeptidase activity, intramembrane cleaving
Source: RefSeq, a predicted model, not a curated record